Acanthosepion pharaonis is the source of this 1407-nucleotide messenger RNA. The record is from the annotation of a GenBank genome assembly. Lineage: Eukaryota; Metazoa; Mollusca; Cephalopoda; Sepiida; Sepiidae.
AUGAAAGAAGUUAAUGGCGACUACCUUGUGCGAGUGCGAGCACAGGUCAUGACGCGGGAUGACUCAAGUGGGGGGUGGGUUCCUCACAGUGGAGGUGGCCUUAGCCAUGUUUGCUUAAAAAGAAUCCUUAUCUCCCACAAUGGAGGAAGUGAAUUGGAGCGCCACAAGGAUUAUAUUAUUUAUGGAGAACGGAUAACUGAUCAGUAUGUGGUGCUCAGUUGUGUUAUAAAAAAGGAUAUCCAGUACACAGUGGUGAAUCCAAAGUUCCACCACUGGCGGACGGAUGACAAGCGAUUUGGGCUUACAUUUGAAAGAGCUGAUGAUGCCCGAGCCUUUGAUCAAGGAAUCAAACAUGUGCUUGCAGAUCUCACAGAAGGUUCUCAAUCUUUGAAGCGGAUUACAUAUUGCCAGAUACAUUUGGAUGCCCAUGAAAUGAAGAACAAAGCCCUUCUGUACAGAAAUUAUAAUCAGGGCUCUGUGGGUCCUUCCAAUCUAACUUUAGAGGAAGAUGAUGAAGUUUUUGAGCCAAUUGAUCUUCCACUGGAGCGCAAACACAGCUCUUCCCAGUCUGCAAGCACAACCUCCACGACGACCAGCAGCCCCGCACUUUGCUCCUCUCCUGUCUCGUCAACAUCACCCACCCAGGAGCAUUUUAUUAGUUCCAAUUCAAGAAACCAUUUGCAUCGCAUCUACAUCCAAAACACUUGUACAAAGCCCACAUCAUCAUCAUCACCAAAUGAGGAGAAAAGCUUAAGCAAGUCAGACAGUCUUGAGACGAGUAGUAUGGGAAAAGAUGACUGUAUAAAAGAUGAGCCUAUCUCAAUAAGCGGGAAAUCGGAGAUUGGUCUUUUGGAAUCGGAUGUGGGCAUGUCAGAAAAAUACUCGUAUGUGUGGUUUUCAAAACCAAAAAACCACGAUUACCAUUAUCCAAAUCUAGAUAGCAUAAACAAACCCUCCGAUCUCAAGCGGACUGUUAUUCGAAAUUAUGGACCUCCCCUCCCUGAGAAGAGUAAGAAGAAGAAAGACCGCCAAAAGGGGAGUCACCAAUCAAACAGGUUACUAAACCGGACGUCCCGAUGUAAAUACUGCCAGAAUACCUUCUCAUUGGACAAUAAUUCUCGAGGAAGCUGUGAAUACGCUCCUGAUAGUGUAAAGAGCUGUAUUGAGCACGUCAGUUGCGUUACAUGUGCCAACGGCGUCAUCUACCACUGCAUGUCCAACGCAGAAGGGGAGUUUACACAUACAUGCAUUUGUGAUUUUCAGGACGAUAAUAACUGCAAGAAGUGGACAAUGUUGACAGUAUUGUCAUUCCUGUUACCUUGCAUUUGGUGCUACUGGCCGCUCUUCAGCUGCCAUAUGUGUGGUAAAAAAUCCGGGUGUUGUGGGGGGCGCCACCUUGCUGGAUGA